This is a messenger RNA of Durusdinium trenchii, 1839 nucleotides long. The record is from the annotation of a GenBank genome assembly. Lineage: Eukaryota; Dinophyceae; Suessiales; Symbiodiniaceae.
AGCAUUGCUUCGCGCUAUCCGUUGCUUCGUAGUUCUCGCCAUGGAGCCCAUUCUCGUUGUGAGCACUUUGGUGCUGAUUUUUGCUCCGGUGCAUUUCUACCUCAGGCAAGAGGACCUGGUGACCCUGCGACAAUGGAUCGGCUGGGGAACCAGUUUGGAAGAUUGCCAGGAGGAUCCCGUCACGAAGGAAUUCCGGGUUGAAGAGGAGAUGAUGAAGGUACGGCAGAUGAAUUUGAAGAUGCUUUGCAGACUCUUUGCACACAUAGUUGUUCCUUUUGGCAUCGCGAUUUUCUACCAAGCCUUGAGUGCACCAGAGUUUGACACCAUGGCGCUGGGGAUGUUGUUCUUAGUGGCCUACUGUUUCCAUAGUGUGGUUGGCAGUAGCAUGGAGCUUACUGCGAGGCACUUGACCAUCUUCAACUGUGUGGCACACGUUCUUGUUCUUCCGUGUUCAUUCCUCCCCGUGCUCUCAGCUACAAGCUCGAUCAUGUUUCCGUUGGCGCAAAGCUUUGUGGUUGCGCUUCGCUUUUGUGCGGCCUUGUACUUUUUCGAUCAACGGCUGAUCAUUCCAUUCAACAUUGCUUACAGCUCCAUCAACAUCAUUGUGUACGUCUGUCACUUCCGAGAGUCUGGCGGCGCAAAUCUGUUUCUCCUCCUCAGCAUGGAAUGCUUCAAUUUUGUGCUCAUUCUCGCCACUGGGAGCUUCAUUGACCUGGCCCUGCGAAGACAAACCUAUGCUGUGUUGGACACAGCUCAUGCUGAGUCCUUGCUCGUGGGUUUUCGGAAAAUGCUUCGAGGAAUUUGCGACGGCGAGGCGCUCUUGGACAGUCAUAUGAACGUGGCACAAGAAAGUGAAUGCUUAAAACAUUUGAUUCUCACCACUGUGAGCCUUGAGGGUCGCUCCUUUGAAGAACUACUGCUCGAGACGGAGCGCCCUCGUUUCCGCCACUUCAUUCAGUCUUCGGCAUCUUCGUCUUCGGCAUCUUCGGGGGCCCCACCCUUUUGCUCCCGCUUGCUGUUUCGAGGCGCAGCGGGGAUCGGCGUGGCCGCAGACGUGUACCACGUGCCGAUUUGGGGGCUCUUCGGUGGUGCGACCCAACCGCAUCAUCUCAUCGCGUUUAAGGAAGAUCCGGAAUUGCGACAGCAUCCUGAGGCAGAAGAAGAUUCCUUGCCUGCGCAGCUGCGUUGGAAGAAGGACCAUCCACAUGCAUCGGCCAGCUCUGCGCGCACAGCUUCGCUAAUCUCUGGAAGCACGGUACACAGUGCACACCCGAUUUUUCCGGAGUUUCAGGAGAUGACCUUGCUGGUGGAUGUGGAGACCGAACUGCAGGAUAUUCUGCAGGCACACUUGAGUUUCGAGCGAACGGACCAGAGUGAGCCUGCCGUGGGCUCGAGCAUGCCCAGCCUGCGACGCUUGGUGAAGCCCACGGACUGGGAACCGCUCCGGGCCAGCGUGGUGGCCUACGUGGAGCAGGCGCAAGUGGAUCCAGACACCCCACCCCUACCGCUGGCUGGCCUGAGCUUUCAGCUUCCCAGUCAAAGUGGCUGGCUUCAAGCAGAAGAGGCGACGCUCCACCGCAUCCAAGGUGCACAGAAGGUCUGGUUCCAUUUGAAAACAUUCCGACCCGAGAAGGUGCCUCGCCCUCGAAGUUCUCUGGAUGCCAUUCACGAAAGUCCGGGCCUUCGGGGGCGCAGCGAAAAGGCUGGCGGAACGCCGGUGCUGGGUGAGACGGCAGAAAGAUCCGCAGCUGGUGGAAUCGCAGGUGUCCAAGAUCACCCAAAGAGGUGAGUUUGCUUUAGGAAUCAGCCUACUAGACUAGGGAAAAUGAGAAAGCUAGC